UUGGUUGUUAUCCCUUUAGGGAACACGAGUAGGAUUGGCGGAAUCCCCGAUUUUAUCAGAUUAGAGACUUUGGACGGUACCGUGAAUCAGAAGUCAGUUUUGUCAUGUAAGAAGGUAUGAUGGACUAUAUCUAUUUCAUCCUGCUGUUGGCCAUUUUAGAGGUGGACCACGUGUUUUCUUAUAACUACUCAUUGACUGCAGCGAUCGCGGGUUAUAAAGGUUCCAGUCAAAUAGAUGAAUUCCGGCAAGCGCUGAAGAAACAGACCUCUAACGACGAUUACUGCCAGGUUGAAUUUCUACAGUUAGAUUAUGACCAAGCUGACGGAACUGCUGUGUUUAACAGCCUUGAGAAAGCACGUAGCACGCUGAACAAUGAUUCAGUGGCUGUAGUCCUGGGCCCGUACAUUGAUGUCUUCACAUCAAUGGCCUACGUUAUCACCAAACAGGCACAUCUCAUGACAGAAAAGUCCGAGAGUUCAGAGGCUUCUUCGAGAUCUCUCCCGAUUCUUCCAGACUCAGGCUCCUUGUCAGAUGCUGUUGCAAAGAUUAUAGCUGAUAUGAUGAAGUGGGAAAACAUAGCUUUCUUAUCUCAGAAUGACUUCUCGCCAGUACCAAAGUUAAGCCGUAGAAACGUGAAGGUGUGGCCGAUCCGUCUUCCACAGUCCAUAAGGUCCGAGAAUGACAAAGAACUAAUGUUGACCCUCACCAAUUUACGCAGCGCCCAAAAGACGAGGCUGGUCCUCCAUUCGAUGGAUAGCUCUGUUGUCAAAUUCGUAAUCAAAGCAGCAGAAAAAUUACUUUUAUUGCACAAUUCCCUGAGUUGGUUUAUCACGUAUCUGGACUUUGCGGACGUGGCCUCCAUCAUGAAUAGAACGGCCGAUAUAUAUGGCCUUCAGCUCCUGGACAGGACCUCGAUAUCCUCCUCAGACUCUGAAGAUGACCUUCGGAAUGCCGUUCUCAGCGACACCGUGGCCUUGUUACGUCACUUCCUCCAUCAAAAGUACGACUGCUCAUCAGAGCCCCUACAGAACACCAACAUGAAAUCCGGUGAUGUCUUGGAGUUUGUCGAAAAUCUGCCUUAUGGAAAAAGUAUACCUUAUAUCGGAGCCAAUAGUCAGUAUGUGUGGACCAACACGAGCGACAAUACAGGGAAAAUGAGGACACAGUAUUCCUUUGGAAUUAUGGGAUUUAAUGGGACUACCACAAAGAUAGGUAAUUGUACCUUCGCUGGAAAGGACAUAACUAUUUUGGACACCAAACGAAUGCCCAGCCCUGAUAACAGUCUGAAAAAAGUCCUGGCUGGCCAGAUGUUCACAGUUAUUACACGGGUGGAGCCGCCAUUUGUAAUGAAAGCGGGAAGGGGUCAGUACUACGGAUUUUCUGUCGAUGUCCUAAAUGAAAUAGCGAAGUUGAUGAACUUUGAUUACAAAAUAAAGGAACUGGACAGUUUUACCGGGAACAGGAGCGAUGCCAAAGCCGACUGGGACACUUUAAUAAAACAACUCAUUGUCGGGAAUGCGUCGAUGGCCAUAGGCUCGUUGGCGGUGAAGUCGAGCAGGGAGGAGCAAAUUUCCUUCUCCUUUACGAUCAUAUCCUCCACCAUUAGCAUGCUCUCCAAACGACCUGUGACGUCACCAGUCUUGUUCCAAUUUCUCUGGCCGUUCAGUUGGCAACUCUGGGUGGUCAUUAUUGCAUUCUACGUCGUGGCCGGUGGAGCACUGUGGGUCAUGAGUCGAUAUGACGUCACUCAAAAUGAUUCCGAGCAACAAUUUAAUUUGAAAGAAAGCAUUUGGUACUCAGCUAACCUUUUUCUUGGAGGGGGCACGGAGUACUCCCCGCAGACCACCUCCAUGAGGACCAUGGUGGCGUUUUUCUGGUUCUGUACGCUGGUUAUCACCGCCGCGUACACAGCGAACCUGGCGGCGUAUCUCACACUGCAGCAACAGGACACGCGCAUCAAAACAUUGGACAAGCUCUCCAAACAAAUGACAGUCAAAUACGGUCUGGAGAGAAAUAGCGAUCUCAUGUACUUUUUCAAAAACUCUUCCAUAGAGCCGUACGAGCGCAUGUGGGCCACCAUAAAACUGGAAGAAUCUAUACGAUUGGUUCCCGACCGAGAGACUGGUGUUCGAAUGGUCAAAAAUGGCGUGAACGGAAGUGAUUUCAAUUUUCUUGAUUUGGCUGUGAUAAAUGAGUACGCUUCUUUACAGCAGUGUGACAUGCAGUCUUUUGAUCAAAACUUCAAGGAAACCAAGUUCAGCAUGGGAUUCCCUAAUGGCGCUCCAUACAAGGAUGAUAUAAACAGGGCUAUUUUAACUCUGAAAGAAAGAGGAAGUUUGGAUGACCUCAAAAAGAAAUGGUGGGAUAUUCCGUCUACCAACGAAUGCAAAGACUACGUUAGACCGGAAGACAUGAAAAAACCGACAGCGGAACUAGACCUGGACAAUAUGUUGGGGGUUUUCAUCGUCCUGUUGGCGUGCGUCAGUUUGUCUGUGAUGAUCGAGAUUUCGAAGAGGGUCAUGAUGUUAAUCAACGGUCGGAAAAAAGGCUUGACAUCUCAACAGUCAUAACAAAAUGAUGGUAGUGAUUAUAGCACAUACCCUGUAUCAUUCUUGUUUUGUUUGUGGAGCGCGGGGAUAAGAUCGCAUUCGCUAAGGAUUCCGAUUCGCUUCUCUCAUCUUCAGAAGAUGAAACCGAAUUUUGAAAGACGCGAACAAUCAAAAUGCGUCUAACAUAAAUAGUGACAAUGUUGAUGGAAAUAUUUAGGUCUACCCUUGAAAACCAGUAGACCUAUAUUUUCCAACACCUUUUACAAUUGUCAACAUUACUGCAAUAUAUGUAAUACAAUCUGAUUGUAGUACUUCUAUAGCGGUUAGUGAUUUCCCCUCUAAUUCUUGUGCCGUAAAAUAUACCGGGUUAAGUUCUAUAGCUGUUGGAAAGCUUGUCAAUAUUUUAUAUGUUGUAAAAAUAUGGUGCAGCCAUUAAACUGUUUCUAGUUCAUGUA
This is a messenger RNA of Ostrea edulis (European flat oyster), 3004 nucleotides long. RefSeq names its product glutamate receptor ionotropic, kainate 2-like. Gene Ontology annotation, molecular function: glutamate-gated receptor activity. NCBI's taxonomy places the organism in Eukaryota, Metazoa, Mollusca, Bivalvia, Ostreida, Ostreidae. The transcript has 13 exons. Gene Ontology annotation, cellular component: plasma membrane. The coding region runs from base 117 to 2570 and encodes 817 amino acids. The record is from RefSeq and is a predicted model, not a curated record.